AUGACGACCACGCGAAAUCCGAAAGACUCCAUGAAGUCUACCUGGCGCACCUGGGACAAAGACCAAUGGAAGAUACCACACAAGAUUCUCGAGCACGCCAAUGUACACCACGUUGACCUCGAACGGGAAGUGCCCGUGCAUUUGAAAGAAGAGAAAAUACCCUAUGUCUCAGACUGGGCAUUAAACCGCUGGGUCAUCGUCCAUGCCAGCGUUCCACUUCUUAUUCACCAGCUCUAUAACUCGAUUACCGGAGGUCAUUUCCAUCCAAUCGUCGCAUUCUUUUACUAUUAUUACGCAUCGAGGCUAUUCACGACUCGAGAAUUACGGAACCUGCGUGAGCUUGGCCAUCAAUAUGGUUUUCUGGAUGGAGAUAAACAUGAACGAGAUGGCGUGCCCGACGUAGGGGUCCAAAAGGCUCUAAUAUCUGUCCUGCUGGCGGGCUUUGUGCGUCCCUUGAUGACAAUAUACAUGACAUACAAUCCUAAAGAGGCACCAAUUUCGUUGAAUUGGAAAUGGAUUGCUGCGGAGGUCAGUCUCUAUGGCAUUAUCCUCGACUUCUGGUUCUACUGGUACCACCGCAUCAUGCACGAUGUGAAUGGCCUAUGGAAAUUCCACCGAACGCAUCAUUUGACGAAACAUCCUAACCCACUUCUUACCAUCUAUGCGGACUCUGAGCAGGAGUUUUUCGAUAUUGCGGGGAUCCCUUUGAUGACUUACUUCACUAUGAGGCUGAUGGGCAUGCCGAUGGGUUUCUAUGAAUGGCAUGUUUGUCAACUUUAUGUUAUGUUUGCGGAACUUGCUGGACAUAGUGGUCUCCGUCUUCAUGCUGCACCGCCUAAUCCCCUGACAUGGCUCAUGAGAAUCUUCGAUGCAGAAUUGGUGAUCGAGGAUCAUGAUCUGCAUCAUCGUCAGGGGUGGAAGAAGAGCCAUAACUAUGGUGUCAGAUCGACAACCCAGUCUGACUAUUUGCAGACGCGUCGGGCUCAGGUCCGCGAGGCACAAAGGGCCUAUCGAUCGCGCCAACAAUCACAACUCUCGACAUUAAAAGCCCGCGUUGAGCAGUUGGAAAAUGCGUUUGAUCAUAUUGGCCAGACAAUAAAUGCAUUCGAUGACCAGGUCUUACAAAAUGGCUCGCAGUGGCCUCAGCCUCGACUCUUCCAGGCAGUCAGACUACUCCGGAACGAUAUAGUAUCACAAUUCAAAUCCGCCGGUGUGCAUUUUCAAGACACAGUACGCAGCUCCGGUGUUGAAUUGUCUCGAGCCAAUGAGUUCCACCAGGAACAAUUCGUAUUAGAGAUACCGGCCAACCCUCAACCCCCAACACAGACCACUUUUUGGAACUGCUUCUUAAACUCAUCGUCGGCAAUGAUUCCACCUGCAAACGCUCGAUUACAAGUUGAUCAUCCAGAUGAUUCAAUUCAAAUACCCCCAUCUUUUCCCUUUGCUGACACAGUCAUCAUCCAAUACGCCAACACUCCUUUCACGCAGCGACUCUUCCGAGCCGUAGCAGAAAGUGGCCAUCGCUUCCUCUCAAACCUCGUAUACAGAGACGAAGAACUGUGGCCCGAGUUCGGGCUAUCCUUGCAAACAUUACCAAGAGCCCAAAUCCGGGCGUAUUUUGGGCGUGUUGUGGAUUUGCAAAUCUGCAAUCCUAUCGCCGAUCCUCGGUUUCCCUUUAUCAGCCUUGGUGGUGCGGGGACUCAUUUUCAAUCACCAGCACCUGGAGCUUUGCCAAAUAGACUGGAUCUGUUUCGGGAAUCGAACGGCGUUUCACAUGUUCAUUCUGAUGAAGACUGGUUUGAUGUUCAUGACAUCGAGGGGUAUCUGUUCAGCGAGGGUAUUGAAUUGAGCGAAUAUCCCUCCGAAUCUCCCUCGAUGCUUUCAUCGAUACCGCAGAUUGAGGAGACCGGAUUUUCAGCUUUGACUACAUCAACGCACACAAUGACGAGAGUUAUUGGUCAGCACAAGCUGCUCAGCUUGCUGAGCCGACUUCCAGUUGGGUUAGGCUGCGUGGCUGGCUUCCGCCGAUCGGACGUUGAGGGAAUAGUAUCCCGGAACGCAGAAUGGGUCAAUACUACCAUGACUCCAGGAUGA
This is a messenger RNA of Penicillium nucicola, 2094 nucleotides long. RefSeq lists its product as uncharacterized. The transcript is spliced from 3 exons. The record is from RefSeq and is a predicted model, not a curated record. The coding region runs from base 1 to 2094 and encodes 697 amino acids. Gene Ontology annotation, molecular function: DNA-binding transcription factor activity; oxidoreductase activity; iron ion binding. NCBI's taxonomy places the organism in Eukaryota, Fungi, Ascomycota, Eurotiomycetes, Eurotiales, Aspergillaceae. Gene Ontology annotation, biological process: lipid biosynthetic process; regulation of DNA-templated transcription.